GCCACCAUCGUUACUAGCUAGACUCAUGUCUCCCAUUUUCCAGUCAUUGUAGAAAGAAAUAUGGGGGAGAAGAGUAAGAUCUUGCUCAUCGGAGGAACUGGUUACAUCGGAAAAUUCAUCGUCGAGACCAGUGCCAAGUCUGGCCACCCUACUUUCCUCCUCAUCAGGGGACCCACGCUCUUAAAUCCAUCCAAAUCCUCCAUGCUCGACUCAUUUAAGAAAUCCGGCGUUACUUUCAUCACUGGAGAUUUGUAUGACCAUGAUAGCCUGGUGAGGGCAGUAAAGCAGGUAGAUGUAGUGAUCUCGACAGUCGGGCCCGCGCAAUUUGGUGAUCAAGUUAACAUCAUUGCCGCCAUCAAAGCAGCUGGCAAUGUCAGGGUAUUGAAAAUUACAAAUAUAAUGCGUUUGAAUCAGAUUGAUCUUUUGAAGUUGAUAACGAUCAAACUUUUUCUCUUGACGUAUUUCAAUGUGAUGAAGAAAUUCUACCCAUCGGAGUUCGGAAAUGAUGUGGAUCGUACUCAUGCAGUGGGUCCGGCUAAAACAGCUUUCGCAACUAAGGCUCAAAUUCGUCGUGCCAUUGAAGCCGAAGGAAUCCCUUAUACGUACAUAGUUAACAAUUGCUUUGAUGGUUACUUUCUUCCGAGUUUAGCACAGCCUGAAGCCACCGCUCCUCCGUUGGAUAAGGUGGUUAUCUUCGGCGAUGGUGAUACAAAAGCUGUUUUCAAUGAGGAACAUGACAUUGCAACCUACACCAUUCAGACUAUUGAUGACCCAAGGACUCUAAACAAAAUCGUUUACAUCAAGCCUUCGUGUAACGUUUACUCAUUCCAUGACUUGGUGUCGUUAUGGGAGAAAAAGAUCGGAAAAACCUUGGAGAGGGUCUAUCUGUGUGAAAGCCAAGUUUUGAAGAACUUAGAGGAAUCUCCUGCCCCACUAAAAAAGAAUUUGUCGAUUUGGCACUCCGUCUUUGUUAAAGGAGAUCAAACAAACUUUGAGAUUGAACCAUCAGUAGGGGUCGAAGCCUCAACACUUUAUCCAGAUGUUAAAUACGUUACAGUUGACGAAUAUCUAAGCCGUUUUGUUUGAUACAUUAUCGUUAGAACAUAUUACAUAAUAUCAUCAGGUGUGAUUAUAGUGAUCGAGCUUAAGACGAUGUGUUUUGUGAGUGAUUUUACUUUGUAGACCUUUUGUUUUUUGUUUUGUUCAUAAUAAACAAAGACUUUGAGGGCUUUUUAGCCAUCGAAUGAAAUAUGUGGUGUUAUUGGUAUGAAUAUUACAAUCAUUUUUCAUA
This is a messenger RNA of Lactuca sativa (garden lettuce), 1291 nucleotides long. Its product is annotated as phenylcoumaran benzylic ether reductase POP1. The record is from RefSeq and is a predicted model, not a curated record. Lineage: Eukaryota; Viridiplantae; Streptophyta; Magnoliopsida; Asterales; Asteraceae. Gene Ontology annotation, molecular function: oxidoreductase activity.